This is a messenger RNA of Haliotis rufescens (red abalone), 2154 nucleotides long. RefSeq lists its product as uncharacterized. The transcript has a single exon. Lineage: Eukaryota; Metazoa; Mollusca; Gastropoda; Lepetellida; Haliotidae. The record is from RefSeq and is a predicted model, not a curated record. Bases 920 to 1417 code for a protein of 165 amino acids.
AAGACAGCCUCCGUGUCCUCGCCACUGUCCGCGCACUGUAGCACCUGGGAAACAGAUUGCUGGAUAUUGACUAUCGUCGUUAUAACCCAGCCGACGGAGGCUGUGAUCGCCAGUUGACUACAGAAUACCCUCCACUGCUGCUGGCACGCGUCUCGCGCUCUCACCACGCGCUACAAGCAGACGGGAACUUCUGUCGAGAUUUAGACGAAGUCCGGCGAACGCGGGUUGCAGAAUGGAGUGAUACCAUCCGGCUUAUUACUGCCGUGGCAUUUUAUUGGAGGUCCUGCUUCUCCUUGUAAUGAUAAACCCAAAUCUGUGAUUUCAUUGGCAAAUCAUAUCUACCAUUCGUUGAACCCCUUCAAGUUUGUGAAUGGAAGCAGGUAGCGUUGUGUUGUAAUUACAAAGGCUUUCGCAGUUAUCGAGCGCUCAGCGAAGCUCUACAAGUGGUUAGUUCUUUUGAUUUGGGAUACCACUACGGACAUAUUGGUGUCGUUUAGAUUCAUAUGGAAUUCUUUUGGGUAGUUACAAUCAUGAGGAGUGUUGCGGCGUUGUAUGUGCUGAAUACGUCAUUGUACCAGUAAGGACCUCAAAGAAGACGCCGAUAUUUAAAUGGUACCUGACUGAUCGCUUCGUGCAGUUAUAGGUGAAAGUUAUAGCACUGUUAUUGGACUUAAUUCGUCAUAGGAGCAAUGCUGGUCUUGAUUGGACAUGGAGGCCGGGGCUUCCAUGGGAAGUACCGGGCGUGAAUGGUGCCUUACCUCACUGUUGUGUUUGAACUAUGAACAUGUGCGUGAAUACAAAUGUAAACUACUGCUAGGUCUAGCUGGAUGUUUGGACGACACAUUCACCUGGGUUACACCUGUCUGGAUACGAGCAGAAGAUCGCUAUUCCAAAUCUCGUCUGCUCCAGGAAGGCGGGAAUGUCUUCCCCUCCCAACCUACCCGGUCAACAUAUUGUGCUCAACGUCUCCGACCUCCUACUACCCCCUAUCAACUACACCGAUGUCACUGAUCUCGCCCCUUCGGCCAAUGUUUCCAGUCUCGUGCAGGAAGGGGACAGAGUCAACACCUAUACGGACAUCCGUCCCCCGCGGGAAUUUCCCCUGGCCCUGGUCAUAGCAAGCCCGGUGGUGGCUGUGUUUAUUCUGGUGUUUUUCUGUGUGUCUUACUACUGGCAUGCCUCGUACCUGGACCGGCAAGCCAGAAAACUGGCCAUAAGAAUGGCAGCAGACGCCGAGUCCGGUCUCCGACCCUCCAGGCGGACUCGGAGAGGUUUGGGCACAGACGGACGGAAGGGUCGAUCUCGGAGACUGUCCAGCCCAACCCCUCCGGUGCCCAAACGGGUGUCGUCUGCUGUAACUGAUCAAGAAAUAUUGUCACAUUUUGCGGCCAGACGACACUCAACGUUUUUCAUAUGACGCAGAAUAUUUUUUUUCAUGGAGAUGUGUUUAUUGUGUUUCUGACAGGAGUGGAAGCAUAUUGUCGUGUGUACAGCAAUCCAACGUUCUAUUGAAUUGCAAACGGAAAAGUAAUUCAAGCAGACGACAAUAAAAGCAGACUACAGAAGAGGUUUGUGCCCCAUGCUGAUCUUAACCAUUGACUCAGAGUUAAGUAAUAUUUCUCCACGGCAGGUGUGCAGACUGACUCUAUUGUGCGUUCGGAUUUAACAUUUAAAGGCAGUUGCGGGUGCUUUAUCCAUAUAUUUCUGUCCGAAUUCAAACGUUUCACAAUACAAGUACGUCCGAAAAUCAAUGACCCGGAAUAAGAGGUAAAUAAUGCUUUUGAAUGUCAUGGAUUAAAUUAAGCUAGGCGUGUUUGAAGAUAUGUCUUCUAUUGAUUAUGAAGUCUCUCUUUCACCGAGAGACCCCUCCUAGAGGUGUGUGGCGUGAGAAACGACUACUGUGAUACCCAUAUCAUUCUAAGCUGUCAGUACAGCCAAUGCCUUCUUUAAGCAUUACCAGCAUAAUCCAUCAACGUAAUACCAUGUACUUUGUACGCCUCCCAUUGUAACAGAAUAUGCUUCAUAAAUCUUUGAACUUUGUUCAUUGAAACUCGAUGCUGUUGAGUUUGAAGAUGAAUUAUGUACAAUAAAUAUAUUUAUGAUGAAACGCACAAGAUUAUAUUCAAAUUGUUCAAUAAAUAUGUUCUAAUUUCA